Molecule: messenger RNA, 1254 nt
Organism: Photinus pyralis (common eastern firefly)
Lineage: Eukaryota; Metazoa; Arthropoda; Insecta; Coleoptera; Lampyridae
Exons: 3
Coding region: 19-1089 (356 amino acids)
Molecular function (GO): nucleic acid binding
Source: RefSeq, a predicted model, not a curated record
UCAUACUCAGAUGCGAAAAUGCGAAAUUUAAAAGCCUACAAGCCUUAUAAAGCAGACAGGCCAGACCUAAGGAAAGCGGAAAGCUUAGCCCGGCUUAGUGACAUUUGGGAUGUAUCAGAAAAAACCAUUGAAAGAAUUACCCGGCUGGAUACUUUUGAAUUGAAACCUUUUGGCCCACGACCUAAAACUGAUAUUAUGUAUAAAAAUUUUUCAUUUGGGGAAGAUUUGCAAGGACUGAUUUGGAAUUAUCACUCGAAAAAUGAACACUUUACUUUGGCUGACUUACUAAAGGGCGCGCGGGAAAAUUUUGAUUUUGAUAAGGGGAAAACUACUUUAUAUAACAUUCUAAAAUCCAUGGGUUAUAAAUACAAACACGUAAAUGGACGUAAAAUUCUUUGUGAACAAAAACAUGUUGCAUCCAAAAUUACAUUUUUGAGGAAAUUCUUGCAAUAUCAAAAUUCAAGUGAAAAUAUAACAUUCGUGUAUCUGGACGAAACUUGGAUUUUUCAAAAUGGAUCCAGCGUCCGAAAAUGGGUACACGAUUCUGAAAUUAAAAGUAAUCCGUCUAAAAUUAAAUCAGAACGGAAGCGUUUUACUGUUUUGCAUGCGAGGUCUCGUUUUGGAUUUUUGGAAGGGUGUAAUCUAUUACAAACUUCAAAUAGUAACGAUAGGGAUUAUCAUAAAACUGUGAACGGGGAGAUUUUCCAAAAUUGGGUGGUUAAUCAAUUACUUCCUGCUCUGAACAAAAUUCAAGGUAAAUGUGUGGUGAUCUUGGACAAUGCACCGUAUCAUUCGGUGCAGUUGGAAAAAUUACCCUCACGUAAUUGGAAAAAGGAUCAGAUGCAGGAUUGGUUGAUUAAACACAAUGUCAAGAAGAAAUGCGAGAGCAAGACACCAUCAGGCAGCUGCUCUAAGACUAAGAGGUUCCCCAAAGAAUACACAGACGGAAAACAAAAGACCCAAGGAAGAACAUUCCAAUGGCACCGUGGAAGCAAGAACUAUACUCAAGCGCAGUUAAGUAUCAACGCGGUCGUUGAGGGCAUCUCGGGUACGAUGGUACUGACUUAUCGAGCAGUGGUUAUCUUCUGAGAAUCUACACCACGCAUCUCCAAAAGCUGAUCCAGCCCCAGACUAAAGCUGCUCGAAGUUUAGACCAGCAUAUCGGCAUUUAAAUGUGGAAGUGGUUAUUUCAUAAAGACCACCCCCAGCAACCUGGUAUUACUAAGCUUAUAAUUGUAAAUAAUUUCAUAUAUA